AUGCCUCGGCACUUACUUGCGUUUACUUUUCUUCCUUUCCUUGCUCACGCAAUGCCUCGCUCUGCACGCAGGAUGGUUGUGGUCGUGGGCGUCACCACGUCACUGCCUUCAAGUACAAUGCAAGACGACAAAGUUCUGGAGCACAGCCACAUGACAUCAGCGCAGGAGGCAGUGCCGAGCCCCUGUGCAGUUGCUCCCUCUCGCGUGAUAAGGCGUCAGCCGCGUGUUGAAGCCGUUGACUUGGACAUGCCUUCCGUGUGCUUACCGUCUUAUACCCCAACGGAAUUAACUCCACACACACCAUUCAGCCCUGUCCCCGCGUGCGAAGAACUCAUGGACGUUCCACCACCAAGGAGAGAAAGUUGCUCUCGUUUAUUAGCCUCUAAGAAGACGGCCACAUGGAUGUCUCCCACAACAACAACUACAAUUUCCCCCUCGCCGCCGCCAGGGGAUCUCACACCUUCCCCAAGGCAUGAGCAACCACAGUGA
This is a messenger RNA of Trypanosoma brucei brucei TREU927, 489 nucleotides long. RefSeq lists its product as hypothetical. The transcript has a single exon. The record is from RefSeq and is a predicted model, not a curated record. The coding region runs from base 1 to 489 and encodes 162 amino acids. Lineage: Eukaryota; Euglenozoa; Kinetoplastea; Trypanosomatida; Trypanosomatidae.